AUGGAUGAAGAGUUGCAGUACUGCACAAUCCAACAAUGGUACUCCCAUUGCAAGCAUGAAUAUGUGCUUAAGUGGGAAUCUAAAUAUUUGAUUGCAGUGAGCACUGCAAUUCAAGAUUGGAUCUCAUCAAAAUUAACAACGGAGUUGAUGAGACAAGGUGCCAUGAUGACUGUGUUAAGCGGUCUUGUCUCCGCAUUAGCUUGGCCUGCUGUACUACUUGCAGCUACUGAUUGGAUAGAUAGCAAAUGGUCAAUGGCUAUUGACAGGUCAGAUAAAGCAGGAAAGCUCCUCGCAGAAGUAUUGCUAAAGGGUUUGCAGGGGAACAGGCCGGUUACACUCUUAGGUUUUUCAUUAGGAGCACGAGUGAUAUUCAAAUGUUUGCAACAAUUGGCUGAAUCAGGAGAGAAUGAGGGACUCAUAGAAAGAGUUGUUCUCCUUGGUGCGCCAAUUUCAGUCAAAGGAGAACAGUGGGAAACUGCUAGAAAGAUGGUAGCUGGCAGAUUUGUAAAUGUGUAUUCCACAAAUGACUGGAUACUUGGAGUGACAUUCCGUGCCAGUUUGCUUACGCAAGGCCUGGCUGGAAUUCAAGCUGUCGAUGUUCCUGGAAUUGAAAAUGUUGAUGUUAGUCAUGUGAUAGAUGGUCAUUCUUCAUAUCUUUGGGCUGUAGAGCAGAUCUUGGCACAACUAGAGAUUGAUACAUAUUACCCAGUUUUUAACUGUGCUCCCAGACCUGAAUGAAAGUGUAUUUUCUGGAAUCUAUCAGGCAAAUGUAAGGUCCUUUAACUGUGCUCCCAGACCUGAAUGAAAGUGUAUUUUUUGGAAUCUCCUUGCUUCCUUCUCCUAUCUGCAUCUUGUUCAUACCCAGUUUUUAACUUGUGAUUUUGUGUAUUAUAACUUUUGAUUAAUUUAUCCAUUUUUAGUUAUUAGACCUGUUGGAAAA
Molecule: messenger RNA, 940 nt
Organism: Asparagus officinalis (garden asparagus)
Lineage: Eukaryota; Viridiplantae; Streptophyta; Magnoliopsida; Asparagales; Asparagaceae
Product: transmembrane and coiled-coil domain-containing protein 4-like
Exons: 9
Coding region: 1-738 (245 amino acids)
Source: RefSeq, a predicted model, not a curated record